This is a messenger RNA of Linepithema humile (Argentine ant), 1861 nucleotides long. RefSeq names its product myeloid leukemia factor (gene Mlf). The record is from RefSeq and is a predicted model, not a curated record. Gene Ontology annotation, cellular component: nucleus; cytoplasm. Gene Ontology annotation, biological process: regulation of DNA-templated transcription. NCBI's taxonomy places the organism in Eukaryota, Metazoa, Arthropoda, Insecta, Hymenoptera, Formicidae.
GCAUUGCAUUAGCUAAUGGACGUUUAUUAUUGCCUGUUUCCAUUGGAAAUUGGACACAGAAGCAGUGUGAAUUCUACAUUAUGUUUGUCGCACUUUGUGGAUCAUUCUGGAACUUUCCAGAUUGCAACUGGGGAAGAUGCUCUCACGCGUUGCAAGUGCAUUCGGUCGUUUUCGUGUGUGACGCGCAGUCAGAAAAUCCGUCUUCUAUCGAUCGCUACAGUAAAUUUUUCGAAUCCCGAACUCAAGCCCCCAAGAAUAUUCGCCAAAAUGUCCUUAUUCGGAUAUGUGGGUGAUGACGAUAUUUUCAACUUUUUCGGCUCGUCAAUGAAUACCAUGAGGCACAUGAAUACCAUGAUGAACUCCAUGCUCACUGACCCGUUUAACAUGAUGAAUCAGAAUGCUCUUAUGCCUCAUCAUGGUAGAAGCCCUUACAACGACAUGCCACUCUCGCUAUUUGACCAACAUUAUGGCAGAUUUGGUUUUAAUAAUAUGGCACCAGCUGGAAAUUGUCAUUCGUUUAUGAGCCAGUCUGUAAUGACUAUGUCCAGUGGCCCUGAUGGACGCCCACAAGUUUAUCAAGAAACUAUGUCUACAAGAGUGGCACCUGGUGGUAUAAAAGAAACUAAAAAGACAGUAAGCGACUCUCGUACUGGAACAAGAAAAAUGGCUAUUGGUCAUCAUAUUGGCGAAAGGGCACAUAUCCUUGAAAGAGAGCGAAAUGUGCAUGGUGAUGAAGAAGAACACCAGGAAUUUAUCAAUCUUGAGGAAGAAGAGGCAGAGAGUUUCAAUCACGAGUGGGAAACGCGUACACGACGCGUUGCUGGUGCAAUUGGUGCUGCAGGUUCAGGUAUAACUGCUAGUAACUACAGACAUCAACCAGAGCCAAGACAAUUGGCUUUACCAUCUACCACAAAUGUACCAAGUGGACAUUCUAAUAGAAGUACACGAUGGGUGGCCUCUCCUAGACGUGCUAUAAGGUCCUUGAAUUCUAAAGUAAAAAAUGCCUCUCCACGGUACAGCCGCAAAUAUUAAUAAGUUAAAAGCAUAGUAAACAGCAGUGACACUUGUGCAACGUAACUACAAAUCUCCGGAAUCCGCCACACCUUCGAGGGCUGAAGUAUUACCGACGUCAGCGUCUGCCUCAGGAUCUCGAAAACGUGAACGUGAGCCGGAUAAACAAGUCAGUAAUAAGCGUCACGCUGUACCCGAUAGUGACGACUAGAUCAUCUCAAAUUAUUAUUCGCAAUAUACUUUACUCUAUCCCCAUUAUAAAAAAACCUCGAUAAUAAGACACUUUAAACAGAGCAGGUUUAGAAACCCUUCUUUUUCAUAAUUAUUAACGUUUUAAGGAUAUUAUAUAAUUAUUUUUUCUAAUGGUUGUUUUCCCACUCGCUCAUAAAAUACAUUCUUCUUUUGAUAUAAUAAUCACUUAAAUCAAUACAGUAUAAAGCUUUUUAAGUAGCGAAGUCAUUAUCUUGUAAAACUAUUUAUUCCAAUAGUUUUAGUUCAAUUAUAUGUGAAAAAGGUAACAAAUAAAUUUUUGAAGAAUAAUACAUAUUUUUGUUAUUAAUGAAAGGAAUUGUUAAUUUUUGUUGAAACGUGUUUUAUCUUUUAAUGUGUUAGAUUUAUCAGGUGUAUCAGUAUGUACAAAUUACAUGAGAAUAGUAAUAAGUACAAUUCUGUUUAUAUGAAAGAUAUGAAUAGUCAUGAAAUUUUGUUAGAUUUAGAUUCUGAGAUCUUAUAUAGAAAAUACAAAUAUGCUUACGUAUGUAAUUAGACAUACUGACAUGAGUUUCUGCUAGGUUCGCCUUUAUGUAAUGGAAUAUUUAAUUGUAAAAUAAAUAAUUUCUUGUUUCAAAUA